AUGUCAGCAGCUUCGACAGAUUCUGGGCAGGGGUCCACCAAAAUAACUCCUGAAGUGCUGCAAGAGAUGCUCCAGUACUACAACCUGAGCCGGCACGAGUUCAUCAACACUUAUAACAUCCAGCCACUCGUCUACAUCCCCGAGUUACCGUACAGCGCUAAGACUACCUUCGUGAUCAUGUACGUGGUUAUUUUCGCUCUGGCUCUGGCUGGAAAUAGUUUGGUGAUCUACAUAGUUGUGAAAAAACGGGCGACACAGACUGCGACAGAUAUUUUUAUUUGCUCUCUUGCGGUCAGCGACCUGCUCAUCACUUUCUUCUGCAUCCCUUUCACUCUGCUGCAGAACAUCUCGUCUGAAUGGUUCGGAGGCGUUCUGGUUUGCAAGACAGUUCCUUUUGUACAGACCACAGCCAUAGUGACAGGCAUCCUCACGAUGACCUGCAUUGCCAUUGAGAGAUACCAGGGCAUUGUCUUCCCACUGAAAAUGAGGAGACAGUAUUCAUCGAAAAGAGCAUACAGGAUGCUAGGACUUGUAUGGAUUGCCUCUGUGAUAGUGGGCUCACCAAUGCUGUUUGUGCAGCAGCUAGAGGUGAAGUACGACUUCUUAUAUGAUCACUAUCACGUAUGUUGUCAGGAGAGUUGGCGCUCUCUGAAUCACAGACAGGCAUACACAACCUUCAUUAUGGUGGCUCUUUUCCUGCUCCCUUUGGCAGCCAUGCUGUUCCUUUACACUCGUAUCGGAAUUGAGUUGUGGAUCCGCAAGAGAGUGGGCGACUCCUCAGUCCUCAACACCAUGAACCACAGGGAGAUCAGUAAGAUCUCAAGGAAAAAGAAGAGAGCUGUUAAAAUGAUGAUCACCAUUGUCCUGCUGUUCACUGUUUGCUGGGCACCAUUUCACACGGUCCACAUGCUGUUUGAAUACUAUGACCUGGAGAAGAAAUACGACGGGGUGACACUCACCAUGCUCAUCGCCAUUGUUCAGGCCAUUGGGUUCUUCAACAGCUUCAACAAUCCUAUCGUGUAUGCCUUCAUGAAUGAGAACUUCAAAAAGAGCUGCGUCUCCACCCUGUCCCACUGCAUCAGAAAACCCAACCAGCAGGGCGGUGCCGUCGCAGUGCCCAGACUGAGUGUACAGUUCAUUAAACCUCAAAGCAGAGAAGCCUUCCUGGAGUUGGAUGAAGGCAACAGCUCGAAGCAGAACUCAGCGGAAAAAGGUCCAUCAACUUCAUCACAUGGAGAGAGCUCCCUGGAAAUAAUAGGGGAAAAAAUCUCCACGAUCCAAACAGAGCUCCCUGCAAACAGCUCCUCUCAAGUCAAAUGA
Molecule: messenger RNA, 1320 nt
Organism: Scomber japonicus (chub mackerel)
Lineage: Eukaryota; Metazoa; Chordata; Actinopteri; Scombriformes; Scombridae
Gene: qrfprb
Product: pyroglutamylated RFamide peptide receptor b
Exons: 6
Coding region: 1-1320 (439 amino acids)
Biological process (GO): G protein-coupled receptor signaling pathway
Cellular component (GO): membrane
Molecular function (GO): neuropeptide Y receptor activity; peptide binding
Source: RefSeq, a predicted model, not a curated record